Peronospora farinosa is the source of this 738-nucleotide messenger RNA. NCBI's taxonomy places the organism in Eukaryota, Oomycota, Peronosporomycetes, Peronosporales, Peronosporaceae. The record is from the annotation of a GenBank genome assembly.
AUGCUCAAGCAGAUGACGCGCUACUUGGGACAACGUGAGGCGCAGCGGUUUGAUGAGCAACUGAUGAGCAGUAGACACGGCUUCUCCAUUGACCAACUCAUGGAGUUAGCAGGGCUCAGUGUGGCUGAAGCAGUCGGGAAAGAGUUCCCCAGUAAUGUAACAAGCGAUGGAGGAUGGAAACGCUUGCUGGUUGUUGCUGGGCCGGGGAACAACGGAGGUGAUGCGCUGGUUGCAGCUCGUCAUUUAGUGCAUUUUGGCUACACACCGAGCAUUUUGUACCCGAAGCGCAGCGAAAAUCCGUUAUUCCAGGGACUAGUCACUCAAUGUGAGCAAUUGAAGAUUCCGUUCAUUGAAGACAUUCAGGACGCUUCGAGUGUGGACGCGGCGUACGACUUGAUCUUGGAUGGGAUUUUCGGCUUCAGCUUUUCUGGAAGUAUCCGUCCGCCGUUUGACCACAUUGUCGGGACGCUGCAAAAAUGCGAAACACCAAUUGUCUCGAUCGACAUUCCGUCAGGGUGGCAUGUUGAGAAUGGAAACGAAAGUGGAAACGGCUUGGAGCCACAGAUGCUGAUAUCCCUGACAGCGCCGAAGGUCUGCGCAAAGUACUUUACAGGGACUGACAAAUCUCACUACGUUGGCGGGCGAUUUGUGCCAAUGUCGUUGGCGGAAGAGUUUAAUCUGGAGCUGCCCGAAUAUUCCGGUGUAGCACAGUGCAUGAAGUUACCGAUUCCAUAUUGA